This is a messenger RNA of Diospyros lotus (date-plum), 1664 nucleotides long. Its product is annotated as transcription factor MYBS3-like. Bases 246 to 1199 code for a protein of 317 amino acids. NCBI's taxonomy places the organism in Eukaryota, Viridiplantae, Streptophyta, Magnoliopsida, Ericales, Ebenaceae. The record is from RefSeq and is a predicted model, not a curated record. The transcript is spliced from 3 exons. Gene Ontology annotation, molecular function: DNA binding. Gene Ontology annotation, biological process: response to ethylene; response to auxin; response to gibberellin.
UUUCUCCCCUCUCCCUAAACUUCCCAUUUCUCUCUCUCUCUCUCUCUCUCUCUCUCUCUCAAUCGCCGAAACUCAACGAAGAAAGAAAAACUCCAAAUCGAAGCCCGGACAGACAAACGCGAAUCCCCACCACCACUAAACGCAGGGCCAAUUCUCGAAACCCUAACCCUACAGUCUCCCUCGGAUCAUGUGAGAGCAAGCCGCCGGAUUGGUAGUAAGAAGGAAUCGGAGAAAAAAGAGAGAUCAUGACUCGGCGGUGCUCUCAUUGCAGCCACAAUGGCCACAAUUCCCGGACUUGCCCUAACCGUGGCGUCAAGCUGUUCGGCGUCCGUCUGACCGAUGGAUCCAUCCGGAAGAGCGCCAGUAUGGGCAACUUAACCCACUACGCCGCCUCCGCCACUCCGCCCGGCGGCGGCGGCGCUGCGGCGGACGGCCACCACCAUGACUCACCGGACCACACUGCCGAUGGCUAUGCGUCCGAAGAUUUUGUUCCCGGCUCGUCCUCCAGUCGUGAGAGGAAGAAAGGUGUUCCAUGGACUGAAGAGGAACACCGAAUGUUUCUUGUUGGUUUGCAAAAGCUUGGCAAAGGUGAUUGGCGUGGAAUAUCUCGCAACUAUGUAAUAUCCAGAACACCCACACAGGUAGCCAGCCAUGCUCAGAAAUAUUUCAUCAGGCAAAACAACAUGUCAAGGAGAAAAAGACGUUCCAGCUUGUUUGACAUUGUAGCUGAUGAGGCAGCAGAGACUCCAGCAGCAUCACAUGAUUUAUUUGCCGUCAACCCUCCACAAUCCGAGACACAACCUAAGAAUCCAUUGCCUGGACCUCCUCCUCCAGCUUUGGAUGAAGAAUGUGAAUCAAUGGAUUCUACCAACUCUAAUGAUGGCGAACCCGUGCUGCAGAAGCCGGAUAAUUCACAGUGUUGUUACCCAGUUGUAUUUCCAGCCUAUAUUUCUCCAUUCUUACCAUUUUCUGUUCCGAUGUGGCCUGGGCACAGCAUGGAGCCAGCUAUAAUGGAGACACACGAGGUGCUUAAGCCAACGGCAGUACAUUCGAAGAACCCAAUAAACGUGGAUGAGCUCGUUGGAAUGUCAAAACUCAGCUUGCAGGAACCCUUUGGAGAUACAGGGUCCUCCUCUCUCCCGCUUCGAACUCUUGAUGGCUCGAGUCGGCAGUCGGCUUUCCAUGCAGUUUCGCACUAGACUCUGUACCUCGAGAUAAUGGGUUAAGGCUCAAUGCCGGGCGGGGCGGCUCUGAAGAUCCUGUCGAUAGAAGACAAAAAUGUGCAGUAACGUUUAAACUGAGUCCUAUUUGUCUUCGCUGGAUAACGGUAAUAAGUUUUAUAUCUAGGAAUUGUUAACUUAAAAAGUCAGUUACUUAUGUCAACAAAUUGCCUUUUAAGUUUUUUUUUGGAAAAAAGAAUCAACGGUUCGUUUGUUCGUCCCAACUCUAUUCGGUGUUACGUUAACCUAUAGAUGUCAUGCAGUGUAGUUUAGUAGCUGCUACUUAGUUGAUCUCUAAAGUAAAAAUGUCUCAUCAUAAAAUGCGUCAAUGUCGAAAUUCUAUGGGAUUCUUCUGGUGCUGUAGCCUGUAGGUUUGAAAAUAUGUAGUAGAUAAGUCCUUACCAUUCUAAUAUAAGAUAUGAUAUGAUUUUCUGUGUCACUAAA